CUUCUCAUUUUCAUCACACCCUUUUUCACUUCAUAGAGAUGGACUUGAGGAGUCCCAAAUAAAAGAUGAAUCCUCUGCUCCUCUGACCGAACACAUCAUUGCCUCUGAAAAGUCGCUUUUGUCCCAAAAUUCAGAUGACGAUGAAGAAUCUGUCGUUCUAUCAGAUGAACUGAGUGGGACAGACGAAGACGAUCAUGUGACCCUAAACAGCCCAGAUGCUGAAACUGGCAACACUGACCUCAAAUCAGCAAGCUUGUUAUCAUUGACAGAAACUUCAAAUGUGGAGUUGGUGGAGAGACGAGAUGAUCUACAAGGAAGUCCACUUCCACCUAACCCGCUUUUAGAUUUAGAAGCAGAGGAAGUAGCAGCAGAUUCAGAAGAAAAUCCCUUAAAUUCUGGACUAGCUGACGUAGAUGUAGAUGUUGCAGAACUUCAUGGAACUGAGGAAUCCUUUGAAAGUGACGUGCAUGUUUCUGAAGAAGAUAAAAGUGUUAAACCCCAGCUUGAAGUAGCUGAUGAAGAGUUGUUCCUUCCUCAAAAUGAAAUCAUUCAGGGAAACCAGGAAGAACCGCAACAGGCCCAAAGUGCAGAUGAUGAUGCAGCUGGUUCUGACAGUCUGAUUCAAACGGACAUCCCAAAGGAGGAUUCUUUGGCUGAAUUGACCUCAGAGGAACCUGUAGUUUCAGUUGGGAUGGAAGAGUCAGAUGGAAAGACUGCUGCUGAAAACACACAAAUGAACUUGUUAGAAUCACAGCAGAAGGAAGAGUUGACUGAUGGUUUAGCAGACCAAAACGUAAGUGACGCAGAAGACCAAUCUAAACCUGAAAUGAAGCAAUGUGAGAGAGAGGUUGACUCUGAAGGGGAACAAACAGAAAAUCAGUCUUUGGCAUUUGAAAUCCUGAAAGAGGAUAUGGACAGAAAUAACUCUGAUUUAAAUGACAGUGAUGAUGGUGAGAAGGAUAAAGGCGUUAAAAGCAUCCGCGCAUCAGAUCAGCCCACCACCGAGGCAGAAAAUGACAUUCGAGUGGAUGAAGCAGAUCGCAAAGAUGAAGAGGAGACGCGUGAAGGCCCGGACGAGCAGAGUCAAGAGACAGAAAACGAGACGCAACCUCUCUCAAAAGAAGACGAGGGGACGGACGCGGGGGUUGGAGAGGAAGAGGAGACGCAGGGUAAAGGUGAGGUGGAAGUGAAAGAUGGCGAGGUGGACCUCGAUCCAUCACAAUUAACCCAGUUAAGCGGAUCUAUGGCUGGGAUGGAGGCAGAGAGCGAAACCUGUGAGGAAAGUGGGCGCCUCUCACCACAGGAGAAGAGUCUUGUGGAAUCACAGCAAGAGGAAGUGACUCCACAAGAGAAGAUUGCAACAAGCAACCUGUCAAUGACUGAAAGCUACGAAGGAGAAAGGUCAACUGAACCUGAAAAGGACCUCUCAGAACCUAUAAGUAAAAAGGGAGGUUAAAGGUGUGAUGGAGAGAUUACAGCCUGCCCCGCUUUCAUCACUCCCACAAGAAGAAUCAGAGCUUUAAACGAUCAAAAACGUCUUCCAAAGCGUACCACAUUCUUUGCGACAUUUAUCAAAGCCUCCUGCUUCAAAGCGUGGCAGCAUUAUUAGAGUGUGCUGGAUGCCAUUGGAGGCCUCAUGAAAUCUACAGAGCCUCAGCUCUCCUCCUUUCAGGAAGCACAGACAGGAACUUGAGUCAGUCAUCCUAAAAA
Molecule: messenger RNA, 1710 nt
Organism: Oryzias melastigma (Indian medaka)
Lineage: Eukaryota; Metazoa; Chordata; Actinopteri; Beloniformes; Adrianichthyidae
Product: histone H2A.Z-specific chaperone CHZ1
Exons: 2
Coding region: 692-1456 (254 amino acids)
Source: RefSeq, a predicted model, not a curated record